Molecule: messenger RNA, 517 nt
Organism: Cyprinus carpio (common carp)
Lineage: Eukaryota; Metazoa; Chordata; Actinopteri; Cypriniformes; Cyprinidae
Product: protein Hook homolog 3-like
Exons: 7
Coding region: 86-517 (143 amino acids)
Biological process (GO): cytoskeleton-dependent intracellular transport; cytoplasmic microtubule organization
Cellular component (GO): cytoplasm; centrosome
Molecular function (GO): microtubule binding; dynein light intermediate chain binding
Source: RefSeq, a predicted model, not a curated record
UGGAUCAGAGUGGAGCUGUGUGAGGAAUCUCCUCACCUGGAUCCAGACGUUCGGUGUGGACGCGCCGUGUUCAGCGGUGGACGAGAUGACCAGCGGAGUGGCCAUGGCACAAGUCCUGCAGAAGAUAGAUGGCAUGUAUUUCACUGACGCUUGGAUCAGUCGUAUCAAACCUGAUGUUGGAGAUAACUGGAGGUUAAAGAUCAGCAAUUUAAAGAAGAUAUUGAAAGGUAUUCUGGAUUACAACCAUGAGGUGUUGGGGCAGCAGAUCAAUGACUUCACUCUUCCAGACGUCAGUCUCAUCGCAGAGCAUUCAGAUGCAGCAGAACUGGGCCGAAUGUUGCAGCUCAUCCUGGGCUGUGCUGUCAACUGUGAACAAUGUCAGGAAUAUAUCCAGACCAUCAUGAUGAUGGAGGAGUCUGUGCAGCACGUGGUCAUGACGGCCAUCCAGGAGGUCAGUCAGCUCUUUAAACACAGAGGAUCAUCAGUACUUCAGCUGCUGGAAGCACUGGUGUUCUGA